This is a messenger RNA of Candidula unifasciata, 999 nucleotides long. The record is from the annotation of a GenBank genome assembly. NCBI's taxonomy places the organism in Eukaryota, Metazoa, Mollusca, Gastropoda, Stylommatophora, Geomitridae.
AUGGCUAUAUUUGGAUCUCGUCCAGCUAGAACACAAUCACAGACACUACUGAGCAUAAAAUUGCCAGUAACAUUCACAGUAUUAUUGUUUGUCUGGUCAUUGACAACGUUCCAGUGUGGCAGCUGCAGUCAGAGUUCUGAAGAUUUGGAUUAUGAUGAGGACCUCAGUGUGGGUAGCACAGACACAAAUGUGUCCAACCCCUGUGAGCUUGUAUACAAGGAGUACUUGAAUGUGAUUGAUAACUUCACACAUUGUGAGCUCCAGCAUGCAAGACCUUUCCAGUUGUGUCUCAGCUGUGCAGAACAGUUUGAGCAGACGAAGGCCAUGUUCUGGAAUCUUACUGAAGAACCGAAGCAUGUGGAGUGUAAAAACAAAUACUUGCAGUCGGACAAAGUUCAAAUCAUUCCUACCAUGCAGUCCAAUAUGGAGGACAUUUGGAAUAAAGCACAUUGUCAGAAUUGCUAUAUGUACAAGCCUGACGGACUGGGGGCAGGAACAAUUGUCAACAGGACUGAUGUGGCUAGGUUCAUAGAGCUGUACCAGAACUUGACAGACUGUCUCAAUGCUACGAAGGACAUGAGUGCACCUGAACACAACUUUGGAAACAGCUCAAGCAAAUGUCAGACAUGUAACGCCAGCUACACUCUACUCACUGCCCACUACAACAGUAUGUACAGCACAUACUCCGGGGAUGUCUGUAUGGACUUGGUAGACAGGAUGAACUACACCCGUAAGCUGUGGACACUCCACUUUAGGUGUACACAUCGUGAAGGAGAUCAUGACCUUCUACCUGUGGUUGCUAUUUCCUGUAUCGUGGCAUGUACGCCAAUCUUGUUUUACGUGUCUCUGAGAGUCACCAGCAAAGUUGGCCGGAAAAAGAUAUUUAAACAAAAACGGUUAGGGACAAGUUUGGGCACAUCGAGUGACUCUGGCGAUCAUUCCCAGGGUGCUGGAGGUGAUACUGCUGCUAGCAGACGCAGGCAUACCACCACAGACUAG